GGCUCAAGAAAAUCUCGGCUCAAGGCGCUUGACAUUUGAUCCCCUCUGCCUGGGUAACCUCCAGUGGGAUCGAGUGCGCGUCAGGGAGUCACACGUUUGUCGCCUAGAGUGAUAUUGCACUGCCAUUCAUUUGACACGUUUGAUCGCCUUGAGUGGUCUUCCGUUGAUUUGUUUCACACGUUUGUCGCCUAGAGUGAUAUUGCGCUGCCAUUCAUUUGACACGUUUGAUCGCCUUGAGUUGUCUUCAAUUGAUUUGUUUUGCUGGGUGCUCCCGAGGCAGUCUUUGCAAUCUUUCGUUAUGCCACACGUACGGAGUGCAAGUGCUCGCAUUAUGCGUCGGGCGAUGGCUGUUCAAAACGGAUACUGUGUGCAUUUACCUAUUCGUUUGCCUCUGGAUGGUUUGGUGCCACCCACGUGUCUCCCACCACCAGGGCUGGAGCGGGCGACUGCCGAUUUGGUUCUAGAUUAUCUCUCGUUGCGCGAUCCACCUGUUGUUAAACGCAGUUUGGAGGAGGAGGAGGAGGAGGAUGGCAUUCAGACUGUUUCGGAGAAUCUUUCUUGCCGUAUGCAGGCUUCUGAAUCGCUGGUUGAUGUAGAUAUUGGAGUGCAGGCCUCUGAAUCGCUGGUUGAUGUUGGAGUGCAGACGGUUGAUGUUGCGGACUUUCAUUGUGAAGUCGGCUGUCAGACAGAUAGUGUCGUCGGGAUGGAGGGAGGAGCUUCUGGAGUUCUUCUUGGGAAUGGGACUGUGGCGGCGGAGGAGGAGCUGGAGGCACCCUCGAGUGCGGAGUCUUCUGCGAACGUGCAGUCUGAUUCUGAUAGCUGCGCCUUGUCAGGAGCGUCCCAGGGGUGUCUGAAUCGUCCCGUCACGCUCAAUGAGGCUUCGAAGGAGUCGCGCCAGAGCACUCGAGGGAGAGAUCGUGACAAGGUCAAGGGGACAUCGACGUGCUCUCAGGCCACCAUUGCCGAUGUCAAAGCGUGGAUUGACGCUGUCGCCAGCAUCAACGAGUUGAAUGCGAUCCAGUAUUUAAAGAACGGAAUGGAUUUGUUUGAUAAGCUGGUGACAGAACGUGGGUUCCCUACAAAGAAGGCCCAAAAAGAUUAUGCUCGUAAACUGUAUGAGAUGCUCCAGAAUGUGCAAGCGACGCUGGAGGAUCUUCUAGGAUUCUUCGAGGUGCACAGGUUCUUGACAGGACAAAUGAACCGCGCCGAGAUGGCCAAGUUUCUUGAGGUUUCCAAGUGUAGCGAUUACAGAAUAUUAUUCUUCGGACGCCCGAGGAGUUUCGACAAGUUGGGAUGAAGCUAUUCGUGCGCACUUGUAUGCAACUUUCGGUUCAGAACAGCGAAGGCUGUAAUGCUUGUUUCGUUUGUGCUCUAAGAAUUCAGUGUGUGCAUGUUCAGUUCUUGGCCAGGUCUCCUGGCUCUCACGUCGUAACAUUAUCCUUGCCUUAUCAAAGCCAGCUUUGAUGGGGGCGUUGUAGCCGCGGAAGUGCCUGUGGUGUGUGUGGAUACAGAUUGGUCUGCGAAGCGUAUAUAUCUUCUCGCGGACCGACAUCAUUUUCAAGGAUGUGUAUCUUGAGGCUUGGUGUCUGCCACCAAGCGCCACUGUUACAGAUACGGAACUAUCAGCGGCGGAGCGCGUAUGCGUUGUGCUCCCACAGGUAGUGCAGACCUUCUUUGAUCAUUCGCAGGGAUAAGUCACACAUUGUUUCUUCUUUAUCUGUGUUCUUGUUUAUUCCAACAGCCUCGCUGUUCACUGACUCAUUCGUUUUAUCUUUGUGUGCUUUGCGUUUGAUUGUGUCAUUGCGGCAUGCGUUUCUCUUUAUUCCUUCAGCUUCGCUGUGUGGUAUAAGAGCUGACUGCUUGCGUGAUAAAUAAGAGGCUCUGUUUCGCCUGAUGCUUUGUUGGACCUGGCCUUAGUGGCCAAGACGGUCCCAGCAAAGACGCAAAAAAACCUGGUUGACGGUUUACCGCCGGCUUCAAUUGCUUGAACCGGCAGCGGGUGCGGGAGCGCUUCCGGCGCGCGUUCACGCGUGCAGGUUCCCGGAGAGCUCUCUGAGAGCUAUGCGGUUUUAGAUUAGAAGCCGGACGGUGGUGGUGCCUGCCAGCAGCCCAUUCUGCCGCUCCAGAAUCGCCGCAUCAACUCGUUUGUCCCGGCAGCCCGUCCGGGAGCGGUUCUGGCACGCGUCCACGCGUGCCUGCAAGCGUGCAGGCACGCGUGGAAGCGUGCCUGGCAGCGCUUGAGAAGCGCUUUUGGGGAGCUUCCCAGAGCUCGUCAGGAAAGCUUCUCAGAGUUGCCUCUAUGCUCUCCGGGUUUGCUUCCAAGUGGAAGCGUGCCUGGCAGCGCUUCAGAAGCGCUUCAGGAGAGCUCGCCGGGUCUCGUCAGGAAUGCUUUUCAGUGUGAGCACCACUUUGCUCUCUGGGCUUGGGACGCUACCAAGUUCCCGGAGAGCUCCUUGAGAGUUAUAGGGUUUUAGAUUAGAAGCCGGACGGUGCUGUGGUGCCUGCCAGCAGCCCAUCUUUGCUGGUCCAGAGCCCCCGCAGGGACUUGUUUGUCCCGGCAGCGGGUCGGGGGGCGCUUCCGGCACGCGUGCACGCGUGCCUGCACGCGUGCAGGCACGCGUGGACGCGUGCCGGAAGCGCU
Messenger RNA from Prorocentrum cordatum, 2641 nucleotides. The record is from the annotation of a GenBank genome assembly. Lineage: Eukaryota; Dinophyceae; Prorocentrales; Prorocentraceae.